UGAAAUCGGGGGUCGCUGUGAGGUGGUGGAAAAAGAGGCUCGGGGUAGAAACAGAGAUGAGAGGGAUGAGAAUGAGCGGGUAGAGAGGGUAGUGGUGGCGCUCAUGGUAUCCCCCCAGAGCAGUCCAACUGUGCCGCGGAUUCAGUUUCGAAACACCGACUCGAUGUCGAGGACUGCUCGGUGCCGCGUCACACGUUCUUUCUUUACAGCUGUUGUUGUUAUCUCGGAUAUACGGUAGAUUAAUGAUUAUAUUGUUGUGCUCGUUUAUCCCAAUUUUAUUAGAAGAAAUUCAUUUUUUCAGUCAAGUUUAGGCGGUUGGAGGAAUUAAUUUUAAAUUAUUGAGAAUAUAAUUCUUUAGUCUAUGAUAGAAAGUAUUUGAUAAAUUGAAUGGGAUUCGUAUUUUUUCUUCACUUCUUUUUAUUAAAUUCAUUUAUUUGAGCAAGCAGUGAUGAGGGAUAGUUGUGACAAUGGCGAUAAGCCCACGAGGAUAAUAAAAAUAAUUCAAUUACAUUGUACUCUAAUCUAUUUCGUUGGUAUUUAAUUUGAAUAAUUGAUGGUAAUCGAGCCUCGAGUUAUUUCACUGUCCAUUGGUCGUGAAUAAAAUAUAAUUCACUCGAUAAAUUUAUAUUUAAUUGUUAUUCGGGUACUGUAGCUGUGUAAAUUUGUACGAAACACAUGUGUAAUAGAGUGAAGGAAUUAACUGUUCGUUUCCGCCCGCAUUAAGGACUCACAAUCAUCUCACAAUGCGCGGAAUUAAUUCAAAGUGACAUUGAAACACAAAUAGAGGCAAUUUUCGAGUCACGAGAAAUCGUGAAAAGAAACAUUCGUAUUAAAGAGUUUCCAUUUCAUUUAAACGGUAACACAAAGCACUUGAUGAAAAGAAGAGAAGCUCGAGGGGUUUAUCUCCAGUAAAUCACUCGUCUCGUUGUUCAGUGAACUCAAAGGCUUGUGUGGAAUUGAGAGUGAUAUUGUGUGGGUGAAAACACCGGCCUCUGGACCACUUAUUAAACGCAGUAAGAUAGACAACGGUGCGUGAUAUAAAAUAAAAAUUAAAGUCAGCAGUUGAGAACAGUUUUUUUUUUUCUCCUCAAGGUCUCUAAUUAUGUUGAGUGUUGACGUGAUUAUCAAUGAAUGUGCCGUCGUUACUGCGUGGAUACGUUUUCUAUCAUUAAAAAUUGUGAAUAUUUUCUUUUAAAUUGUUUUGAUUUUUUUGGAGGAGGAGGAGGGAGGGGGGAUAAAUCUGGUUGGUGUAAUCACUGAAAAUCAGUGAGGGACCACGAGGUAACAAUAGAAGCGUACAAGUUCGUAGUGAUGCCGUGAUGGGGCGCGGCUCGAGCUCCUUCUUCAUAACCACAACCCUCGUGGGCGCACUUGUCUCAAACAUCCUGAUACUCGAGACAUCCGGAGCUAAUCGUGUACGACAAUAUGGCUCAACGGAUUCACCAAAAGGAGGUGGAACUAUCAAUGAAGCCGGAGUUUUUGCCCUUCGUGGUAGACAAGAGGGCAAUAGAAGAUCCAGAAGAACCACCACUAGCACACCGAGAACGACCGCCUUAGCCGUUGCCCCAACGACAGUGACCUCAACAUCUGAGGAUGUUGCUCAACCCGCAGCACUUCUAGCGCCAGAUGAUCAAACAUGGUUCGUCGCUUCUACUCCAACACCCGAAAACUUUCCAUUAUCAAUAGGCACUUCUAGACUACCACCACUUGAGAUUGUUGUCAAACCAGCGGACAAAGUCGUCUUGCCAUGUGAACUCGGAGGAAACUAUUCCACAUUGCUGCCAAUCACAAGCAGGAGUUAUCGGGCGAGACCUGCCAAGUGGCUGCAUUAUGAGAAACCAGUGGACAUGAUAACAAUAAACACGGAGAAAGAGAUAAGUGGAACAGGUCACCGCUAUAUCGGAGACUCCAUCUCAGCGUCUCUACAUAUUGAUAGUGCUAAACUCGAGGACGACGGUCUAUGGAAGUGUAUCAUAGAAACUGAUCGGGGGGAACUACUCGCUGGGCGGCUGGUCAAACUUGUCAUUCUGGAGGCGCCACGGGGGACUUAUCUCCUGAUAGAUGGAAGACGUUUGGACCCGGGAAAUCAGUUUGUACCGGUGAAGGAGGGCUCAGAUCUGACACUGGAAUGCGCUGCUGAGGGUGGCAAUCCACCUUCAAUCUUGUCCUGGGGUAUGACACUCUCUCAAACAACUCUUGAUGGCCCUGAACAGCCACCGGACAAUCUCACUGUUGUACCGUCUGCACGAGGCGGCCACAGUGGUGCACAUCUCAAGGUCCUGAGAGGACAUCACAAUGCAACGAUUAUAUGUACGGCACGUCAUGUCACAUUGGCAAUGCCGUUGAAUGCAAGCAUACUCCUUGAUGUACAAUAUACUCCGUCAUUCGCAAUAACGCGCUUACCCGGCUUUGGAAUACCCAUCGUAGAGGGGAUACCCGUUAGUCUGAAAUGUGAGGUGGACAGCAAUCCGUCAAGUCUACCAGUGUGGCAACGUGAUAAUGGCCCACCACCAGUGGAGCAGAGUGAUGAUGGUUGGCUAAACUUCACAAAAAUCAGCAGAAACGACAGUGGUUGGUACAAGUGCUACACGAGACACAUCUCAGGCGUUUUCUCCAGCAUCGGAUACUUCCUCCACGCGCGAUUAAAUCCGGAUUCGGAACUGGAGGCAGCGGAGGCGUUAAAUGGCGAGGCGACAGACUCGAGAAAAGUGGAAGUACAAAUUGGUGGUGCUGUUACCCUUGAGUGUGAUGGUGGGUGUUGGGGCCAUGGGUCAAGUAUGGACCCCGUUGGAGGGCCUGGUGCAUUGGUUUUGGGGAGAGUUGUGUAUCAAGAUGCUGGAGAGUAUCGGUGUGUAGCACCAGACAGAAAAUUACAGGACACGUGGAGGGCACAACUGCCUUAUCACAUCACAGUCAAAGGAAGACCGAUGGUUCAUCCAGAGUUCCAAACCGUAACAGUUGCUGAGGGUGAGACCUUGAAACUUGCCGUUCAGUUUUGCGUCGAGUCGUCCUAUACCAAACUCCUCUGGCUGUCUUCCGAAAGUGUCUACACACCUGGGGGCCAUAUACGGAACGGCGUUCGUGUCUUAGAAGUCGAGCAUGGUGUCAGUGAAGCUUCAUGCUUCAGGACAAGCCUGCAAAUAGAAGCCGUCCAGUUGUCCCACGCGGGUGAGUGGCUAAUGAUCGUACGAUCACCCUCCGGUACCGCAGAUGCAUCCAUAUCGGUAAACGUGACACAAGCAUCAAGCUUCAGCAAUGGCCACAGCCAUGUCCACACUAGUCCAAUUGUUCUCAUCUGUCUCACUCUCUUCCUCCAACUACAACCGAAUUAAUUUACCUUGGAACAUUUUGUGGUGGUAAACACUUCAGUAUGUUCUAAUGUUGUUUACGAACGAUUCGACUGUCGAUAAUUCAUCAGUGGCUGCCACGUACAAACCCCUAGUGGCGGUUUUCACUGAUUCAUCCAUGAAAAUUAUCCGGUUAACCGGGGAAUAUUCGAGGUUCAACGGAAUCAAUUCCACGUUUCAUGUAUUUAAACAGUAUUUGAUUACUAGAGAAAGUACUUCCGCGAUGUGGAAAUAGAAUGAAAUUUACGAAAUCUCCAAUAUUUUAGUUUUUCUGUCCAUUUAAAUAUUUCGAUCGACAGAAUUUCCCAACGGAUUCCCAAGAGAAUAUGUUAAUUAUUCAUAAUUCCUAAUCAAUUACUUCUGAAUGAAAAACCAUUAAAAGACCCCUAUCGCAUUCUCAAUUGAUACAAUAUUAAUUUACAGUGAAUGAAAUACUAAUGAAUCGCUCAGUGAACCAUAAGUCGAACAGAAUUAAUUUCCAUUUUUUUAAUUUAAAUUUUUAUAGAAAAAUCUCCAUUGCCACUGACCUUACUUAAUGAACGGCAUUGAAAUAUUUGAUGUUAAUUCAAUUUUUCAGACGAAAACAUUGAAUAGCUAUUGUUGUCGGACACUAUAAAACAAAUAUUCGAUAUUAUUACCCCUAAAGUAAUGUAAAUAAUUGUAUAGAAAAUCAUUUAUAAGUGAUAAUUGAUAAUGAGAGACUGUUUGUAUAAUGAAUAUGAUGGGUAUAACAGGGAAGUAGAAUUUGAGGAUUUCGAAAUGGUGUUGACCAAUUGUUUUAUCAAACUGAAUUAGUAGCUGAACAAAUAAUUCCAUUGAAAAAUGGUAUCAAAAGAAUUAUUAGUCAUCGUAUUAAUUGAAUAUUUCGUUAAAUAAAUGCAUAAUUACACAAAACUGCUGUGUUUCAAAUUGCAGGUGAGUUUAUUCCAGCAAAUAGCGUUUUUUGUACUAAAAUAAUUCAUAACUAUUGAAACAAUUUCACUGGAAUGACGAUAAUUGUUUCGACUGCAUGAAAUAGCCGGUCGCGCAAUUAUUGAAUAGCUCCAUUGUCGAGCUUCAAUCAAUAAAUCGUUGUAAAUUAAUUUGUUCAAAUAAAUUUGUAAUGUGUAUAUAGUGAAUGUAUAUGGGUUUUAGAUGAGCGUAUGUUGUAUCGAUAAUUCGAAGAGUUGAAGGCGAAAAUGGUUAGGGGAUAUAUUUAUGAUUUGUUGAUAUAUUUUUAUAAACUUUUAUUUAGCCAAUAAGUUUACUUCUGCUUUCUCUAACAGUAUCUAUUGUUCUGGCGAUACUACUCUUUAAAAAAAUCUUGUCUAAGAAACUGUUGAAACGUAAUUAUAUAGGCUGUUGGGAAUUUAUCCCUAGAAUUUGGUGAAAAUUUCUGUGACGGUUUUUUUUCAUAACAAGUGCACACGGAGAAAAUUAUUUAGAGAAUUUGGAUAGAUAGCUGGUGAAUUUUAUUCGAUAGUCAUUUAUUUAACUCACGAGUAAUACUGGACAAUUUCCCCUGAAAAACCGAAACUCAUUUGCAUCUUCACUCCCAAAUUCGGGUGAAAAAUUUUCAACGGUACAGUGAUCUUCACCACUUCUGUACUUCAUUUUUUUCUACCCUUAUGUACAAAAUAUAAGAAAAAAAAUGUUCCCCUACAGUUAUAUAAAAUCCCCAGUAAAUUAUUACGAGGUUCGUUGAUAAUAAGAAUAAACAAUAAACAAAGAGUAAGAUAAUAUAAUUUUCAUUGUACUCUAAGAAACUGAAAAGUCAUUAUAAAAAUUAAAGACAUGGGAUUCGUGGGAAAUAGAAAAUAGAGUGGAAUGUCAAUUUUUAUGUGAUGAAGGAGCAAUGACCUGAGAUAGAAUUUUGAUUGUCGCUAGAAUGAUCGAUUUUCCUAUUCAAAUAUUUAACAAUGGCGCAGAUUAAAAAAACAGUUUAGAAUCGUUAUGGAACAGGAACGUGAUGAAAACAUUUUCACAUGUGAGUGCAGUCCGGCCAUCGAGUUCACUAUUAACCAGGAAAAAUCUAACAGAAAAAGCACAAAAGAAGAAACAAUGACAAAAAAAAUUAACCAAAUGUCGAAUGCACUAGCUGCUAAAAAAAAUGAAAGCAUGAGCAACGAGAUUCCAGUGAGACGAUAUUGCCGCACAAACACUGGUAGUUUACUUUUUCAAUCCAGUUGAAAAGCUCGAUACGCGAGUCAAUUUCAGUAAUGAAACGUAUCGCCAUACAGAAAACGGAAGGGGUUUUCAUUUCCUUGAGAGACUUCUCAGAAAAAUAGGUGACACCCUCAAACGAGAGGGAUUACAAGAGUUGUGUAGUGGUGAACAUUGUUUAUCGCAUGUGUAUUCCACAAGGAAAUUCAAUUUCAAAAAUUCAUUAAUAGUGAAACAUAGAAGUGAAAAAUAAAAAAAAAUCAAUUUUUUUUAUCAUUCACUCACGCUCUGAAGUCUAGUGAAGGCGAGUUCAUUCAAGAUUUAAGACACAAAAAUAUGUCUUAUCUGAAGCUUUCGGCACUGAUAGAAAGAAUAAGGCCUGGUCGAGAGAUUUUUAUUUGAGCCGAAUGUGAAUAUCAGUUCUCAAUAUUUCAAAUGUAUUUAAGGAGACUUUUCUUCAUUUGAAAUUGGUACAAAUAUUUAAUACUUGCUUCAAGAGAAUACCAUCUCAAUAAAAAAAAUUUCUAUCAGUGUGGUGAUAAAAAAAUUCCAAUAUCUCCUUUAUUCAAAAACCAACAGGAAAAAGACCUAAACCUAUGUCUCCAAUUAAUAUGUAAAUAAAUUAACUCAAGUAAGUAAUUUGUCAGACGUGUACAGACCACUAGAGAAAGCGCCUAUAAAUUGAUGAAGAGUCAACCGAAAGUAAAAGAUUCACCUAAAAACAAUAAAAUGCGAUAUAACGAAAAAUGUGUCAAAUUGAGCACAAAAUAGUCAUUUAUUGACUGUACUAAUUCUUUAGUUGAUAACAGAGAACUGCCAACAUGGUGUGUAUAAAUAAAUGAAUAAAAACAAUUUGAUGUAUGAACAAACGAUGAAGAGAGCUAGUACUAUAUACUCGAAGGAAAAAAAUGUCACUUGAUAGUGUUAAAAUGCUAUUGAAGUAAAACUGUAUACGUCCAAAGGUGAAACGAUUUUCACUCGGUUUUCAAUUUAUUUUAUCCCAUCCUUGUGCAACAUAUCAUUCUUAUUUACCCACGUACUAUUUCCGUUUCUGUAUCGUGGUGAAUAAAGUGUGUUAUUUCGGUGGGUUAAAACCUCCUCGCACGUUAUGUUUGACGUGCAUUGCUUUUAGGAAGGGAAUAAAUUCGAUUUAACCACUAACAUAUUUUUGAUAUAUACAUAUAUAUAUAUAUAUAGAUUUAGUCUCUCUCCUCCAUCAUCGGUAAUUCUUGAAAAUGGAUAACGGCAAUGCACUUCUUGUCGGUUUAUUUACCCCUCCCCCACGAUACAAAUCAAGUUGAAUCGAGUGCAAUUAGCGAGAGGCGAGAGAGAUCGCUUUUUUAUUCUCUCUCUCCCUCUCAGAGAGGAGCGAGUCACUACUCUUUGCCUUUUAACGUCUCACAAAGUCGAAUAGAAUCUGAGAUGCCAGUAAAUUACUUUUAACUUUUCUCAGAGGUGAAAAAUUACGGGAGUUGCGAGGCAAUGGGAGAGCUUAAACUACCAUUUGGGCCACACGUACUUUUGCCUUACUAUGAAGCUAUUAUUCUAGUUUCUGGCUGUAGUGAACAACGGUUCAUCUUGGUUUUCCAGUCAUUUAAUUAUAUCGGGGAAAGGAAAAUUAAUUAACGGAGUGGAAUUUUUUUCUACUUUAGAGGAAAUUGUGGAGUUAGUGGAAAUUAGAUGAAUUAUUUGUUCGGACGAGACAUAAUGAAUUGAUUUCAAUGAGAUGUAAUGGGCCAUAAUUUUAGAAACAAUAUUCACUUAGAGAAACCGCUCUUUUCCAAAAUAAUGUUUCUUUAUAAAUAGGAGAAAAUAAAGAUGAAAAUUGUCAUAUUAAUUCAUUCAAAAAUUUACCUCGCAAAGUCAAAUGAAAUUAAAAAAAGAUCCUUUUGCAAACGAUCAUAGCCACUGGGUAGGGGUGUCAGUUUAAUUCUACGAAAGUGCCACUCGUACACCUAAUGAGAAAAUUGCGCUCUAAAUGCUAAUGUUCUCAUUUUCAGACCCACGCCACGGACUCUCCCGAGUAGUGGAGAUUUUAAAGGCCCUCCACACUGCUAACCGACACCAGCCCCUUUACUAUCCCCCAAGCGAUUUUUUUUUUCUGAGCCCCCAUCAAAGUCCAAAGGGAAUUUAUUCCCAGAGACAUCGGAAAAAUCAGCUUCAUCGUCGUAAAAUCCACGGAAAUUCGUCAAGAAUACGUACAUUCGUUUCUAGGCGCUAAA
This is a messenger RNA of Diachasmimorpha longicaudata, 7711 nucleotides long. It is a transcript of the gene tei, whose product is annotated as hemicentin-2. The transcript has 11 exons. Gene Ontology annotation, cellular component: cell-cell junction; plasma membrane. Lineage: Eukaryota; Metazoa; Arthropoda; Insecta; Hymenoptera; Braconidae. Gene Ontology annotation, molecular function: cell adhesion molecule binding. The record is from RefSeq and is a predicted model, not a curated record. Bases 1320 to 3332 code for a protein of 670 amino acids. Gene Ontology annotation, biological process: cell-cell adhesion.